AUGGAGAAAAGAUUAAGAGGUCUGGAGCAGGACCACGAUGCCGAUUUUAUCAACGGGGAUGCGAUGAGGACGGAGAAGGAGCAAGCCAGCGGCGGCUCUCCGUCGCUGCAUCGUCUUGCGUCGAUUGGUCGACGGCGGCCGUCUAGGCCUAACGGUCAGCAAGAUGAAACAAGCGAGCGGCCAAAGGCAGCCAACGAGCAGAGCGCAACGCGUUCUCGACCGAUCAUCAGGGCCACGCCAGCAGCCAAUGGGCUGAAGCCGGCGUUGCGAGCACGUCGCCGGACCAUGGGGAACGACUCGCGUGCAAGCACGCUGAAAGGGAGCCCAAAGGGACAAAAGGGCGGACAAGAGCAGAAAGUCCUGCUUGCCAUCCCCACAAGACGCUACAUGGCGGAAUACGAGCAGAAAAAGCCGGAAAGGCUGGGCGGUGAUGCGUUGUCCUUUGUGGCGUGGCGUGGCCCCCAGUCUGGUGCAUAA
Grosmannia clavigera kw1407 is the source of this 477-nucleotide messenger RNA. RefSeq lists its product as uncharacterized. NCBI's taxonomy places the organism in Eukaryota, Fungi, Ascomycota, Sordariomycetes, Ophiostomatales, Ophiostomataceae. The record is from RefSeq and is a predicted model, not a curated record. The coding region runs from base 1 to 477 and encodes 158 amino acids. The transcript is spliced from 2 exons.